CUCCAUAUUCAUAGAGCAAGUUCGAUAUGUUGAGAUUAAGUACUAAGACAUCGAUUGUUUCUAAAAGCUUGAGAGCUUUUAGCAAACCGCAAAUAGUUGGUUCGAUAACCAGUUUGAAAAAAAAUUCAAAUCAAAUUGAAUUCCAACGUAAGUUUAACUCUUCUCAAACUGCUGCUUCGACCAGAUCUACUGUUGUCCAACUUUUGAAUAACAUUGGUUCAAAAAGAGAGGUUGAACAAUAUUUAAAAUACUUUACUUCUGUUUCUCAACAGCAAUUUGCUGUUAUUAAAGUUGGUGGUGCUAUUAUAACUCAACAAUUACCUGAAUUAGCUUCAUGUUUAGCGUUUUUAUACCACGUUGGUUUAUAUCCAAUUAUUUUACACGGUACUGGUCCUCAAAUCAAUGAAUUACUAGAAAAUGAAGGAGUUGAACCCCAAUAUAUUGAUGGAAUUAGAAUCACUGAUCCAAAAACUAUGGAGGUUGUUAGAAAAUGUUUCUUGGAACAAAAUUUAAGGUUAGUCACUGCAUUGGAGAAAAUGGGAGUUCAUGCUAGACCAAUUACUGCUGGUGUCUUUGGUGCUGAUUACUUGGAUAAAGAUAAAUAUCAAUUAGUUGGUAAAGUUAAUUCCGUUAAUAAAAGUCCUGUUGAAGCUGCUAUUGACUCUGGAUACUUACCAAUUUUAACUUCUUUAGCUGAAACACCUUCUGGUCAAUUAUUGAAUGUUAAUGCCGAUGUUGCCGCUGGUGAAUUGGCAAGAGAAUUUGAACCUUUGAAAAUCGUUUAUCUUAAUGAAAAAGGUGGUAUAAUAAAUGGUAACACUGGUGAAAAAGUUAGUGUUAUUAAUUUAGAUGAAGAAUUUGAUGAUUUAAUGAAAGAGAGCUGGGUUAAAUAUGGUACUAAAUUGAAAAUUAAAGAAAUUCAUGAUUUAUUACAACAUUUACCAAGAUCUUCUUCUGUUGCUAUUAUUGACGUUAAUGAUUUACAAAAAGAAUUAUUCACCGAUUCUGGUGCUGGUACCUUAAUCAGAAGAGGUUAUAAAUUAAUCAACCGUACCUCUUUGAAAGAUUUUAGUAACCCUGAUUUAUUGAGAUCUGCUUUAUUAAGAGAUCCUGAAAUCAAAUCUGGUAAAUUAUCUGUUGCUUCUUAUUUAAAAUAUUUAGAAUCAAUCUCUUUCAAAUCUUAUGGUGAUGCUCCUUUGGAAGUUUUGGCCAUCGUUAUCGAAGAUAAUCAUAAAAUUCCAAAAUUAGAUAAAUUCUUAUCUUCUAAAACUGGUUGGUUCAAUAAUGUUACCGAUAAUAUUUUCAAUUCGUUGAAAAAAGAUUUCAAAUCUUUAUGUUGGAUUGUUAACGAAAAUGAUUCUAAUUUAUCUUGGUAUUUUUCAAAAUCCGAUGGUUCAUUUGCUAAAAAUGGUGAAAUUCUAUUCUGGUACGGUUUGAAUACCGAAGAAGUUUCUGAAUUAAUUAAAGAUUUUGACUCUUCUAAUAUCGGAUCCUCAUUAUCAUCUUCUAAAGAAUCCGGUGUUUUCAAUUCUCAAACUCAAAAGAGAGGUUUACAUACUUCUCGUACUGCUUUUGAACCUUCAACUACAUCUAACCCAAAUCCUCCUAUUCGUCAUGGAUCUAAUACUAAAAAGGCUAAGGUUGCUUUAAUUGGUGCAAGAGGUUACACUGGUCAAAACUUAAUUAGUUUAAUUGAUAGACACCCUUACUUAGAAUUAUCUCAUGUUUCUUCUCGUGAAUUGGCUGGCCAAAAAUUAAAAGGUUAUAAUAAAGAUAACAUUGUCUAUUCAAACUUACAGAUUGAAGAUAUUAAAAAAUUAGAAGCUGAACAAAAAGUUGAUAUGUGGGUGAUGGCAUUACCAAAUGGUGUUUGUAAACCUUUUGUUGAUGCUAUUGAAUCAGUUAACUCAUCGCACUCAAAGAUCAUUGAUUUAUCUGCUGAUUAUAGAUUCGAUACUACUGGAGAAUGGGUUUAUGGUUUGCCUGAAUUAAAUAACCGUCAAGAUAUCGUUCAUGCCAAAAAAAUUUCAAAUCCUGGUUGUUAUGCUACUGCUGCCCAAUGUGCGAUUGCUCCUUUAGUCGAUCAUAUCACUGGUAUCCCAACCGUUUUUGGUGUCUCUGGUUACUCUGGUGCUGGUACUAAACCAUCUCCAAAGAACGAUGUAAAAUUCUUAUCUAAUAACUUAGUUCCUUAUUCAUUAACUGACCAUGUCCACGAAAAAGAAAUCAGUAACCAAUUAGGUUUAGAAAUUGCCUUCACUCCUCAUGUUGCUCAAUGGUUUCAAGGUAUUUCUCAUACCAUUUCCAUUCCAAUCAAACCUGGUUCUUUAACUUCUCGUGAGAUUAGAAACAUUUACCAAGAUAGAUAUCAAGGUGAACAAUUGAUCACUGUCACUGGUGAAGCUCCUUUGGUUAAAGAUAUCAGUGGUAAACAUGGUGUUGUUAUUGGAGGUUUUGCUGUUAACUCUAAAGAAAAUAGAGUCGUUAUAGUUGCAACCAUUGAUAAUUUAUUGAAAGGUGCUUCCACUCAAUGCUUACAAAACAUUAACUUGGCCUUGGGUUACUCAGAAUACGAAGGUAUUCCUGAUGACUUGGUUAUUAGAGGUUAGGUAUUCAUUUCUUUUUGACUUUUCUCUUCAUAUAAACUAU
This is a messenger RNA of Hyphopichia burtonii NRRL Y-1933, 2649 nucleotides long. RefSeq names its product bifunctional acetylglutamate kinase/N-acetyl-gamma-glutamyl-phosphate reductase (gene ARG5,6). Gene Ontology annotation, molecular function: arginine binding; N-acetyl-gamma-glutamyl-phosphate reductase (NADP+) activity; L-glutamate N-acetyltransferase activity, acting on acetyl-CoA as donor. The record is from RefSeq and is a predicted model, not a curated record. The transcript has a single exon. The coding region runs from base 27 to 2609 and encodes 860 amino acids. Gene Ontology annotation, cellular component: mitochondrion; mitochondrial matrix; cytoplasm. NCBI's taxonomy places the organism in Eukaryota, Fungi, Ascomycota, Pichiomycetes, Serinales, Debaryomycetaceae. Gene Ontology annotation, biological process: L-arginine biosynthetic process.